UUCAAAAUGGCGAUAAAAAUCAAACUUUUUUUCAAAUGAAAAAUUGUUGAAAAAGUACCUUGUUUAUGAUAUCAAGACCAGAAAUGCUGCUCUUUUUGUGUAGUGUUUGUUGUGAGGAAUAUCCGAAAUGAAGAAGGCUGUGGUCAAACCACCAGAUGCCAAGCCAGAGCUCGAUAAAAUCAAACGGGUUUAUCGAGCUGCUGUCGAUACAAUCAAGCGUCUAGAUGACAUCACCAAACAGAAGAAAUCUUACAAGGAAAUAUUCUCAGCAGAUGCCAUUGGUCUACGUGGAAAGUUGCGAGACUACUGUGAGCGGCUGAUGUUUUAUGACCCAGUGGAGUAUGGACGCAAGGCUGAGGAACUGUUGUGGCGUAAAGUCUUCUAUGACAUCAUACAGCUCAUGAAGCAGAACAAGAAGCACAUGAGACCAGGUAACUCUAUGCAGACAGCAUUCAGAACACAUCUUGCUGCAGCUGAGGGCUUCUACCACCAUCUCAUCUUCAAGCUGCAGAAGGAGUACCAUGUAGAUGUCUGUGGCCUGGUUGACUGUCAUCUGUUACCUGAGCCUAGAUCUCACAAGAAGCACCACCCCCAGAAGAGGUCUGACAUUGAUCCUGCAGUACAUGAAUGGGCAAUGAGGGCAUGCCACCGUUGCCUUGUCUACUUGGGGGACUUAGCCAGAUAUGCUCAAGACAUUGAAGGCCUGAAAAGUGUCAUCUUAUCUGAAAGGUGUUACUACCAGGCCAUUGCCCUCUAUCCCACCUAUGGCAUGCCACACAACCAACUAGGCACUUUAGUAGGAACCAAGCACUAUAACUGUGAGGCUGCAUACCAUUAUAUGCGAUGUUUACUAUGCACUAAUAUCUUCGAGGGAGCAUCAGGAAAUCUCCAAAGAUUAUUUGAGAAGAACCGGAAACGUUAUGAAGAGCUCUCUAAAGUCUCUCCUAGAGAUCUUCCUCCUGAGUUACAAAGGUAUGUCAUAUACUUGAAGUUACAUUGUUACAUACAGUAC
Owenia fusiformis is the source of this 1012-nucleotide messenger RNA. The record is from the annotation of a GenBank genome assembly. NCBI's taxonomy places the organism in Eukaryota, Metazoa, Annelida, Polychaeta, Sabellida, Oweniidae.